UUGUGGCUGCUGCCGCGGGCCGGGGAGCUGCUCUGAGGGAACCGCGCGAGCCUCCGCCUCUGGAGGCCGUUGGCGGGCGCAGAGCGGUGCCGCUCAGGUAGAGCCGCUGCCGGCCGUUCCCGUCUGCUCGGCAGGAGACGCUGAAGCUGCUGUGGGCAGGGGCCGCGCGGCUCUUCCCCGCUCAGCGGUGGCUGCGGCUCGAGUCUCCAUGUCGGACAACCAGAGCUGGAACUCCUCCGGCUCCGAGGAGGACCCCGAGACCGAGCUCGGGCUGCCUGUUGAGCUCUGCGGGGUGCUAAGCAAGUGGACCAACUACAUUCAUGGAUGGCAAGAUCGGUGGGUGGUUCUGAAAACCAACACACUCAGUUAUUAUAAGUCUGAAGACGAAACAGAAUAUGGCUGCAGAGGCUCUAUCUGCCUGAGUAAAGCUGUGAUUACACCCCAUGACUUUGACGAAUGCAGAUUUGAUAUUAGUGUAAAUGAUAGUGUUUGGUAUCUUCGAGCUCAGGACCCAGACCACAGACAACAGUGGGUAGAUGCAAUAGAACAACACAAGACUGAAUCUGGCUAUGGAUCAGAAUCAAGUUUACGCCGCCAUGGCUCCAUGGUGUCUCUUGUUUCUGGAGCAAGUGGAUAUUCUGCAACAUCCACCUCUUCGUUCAAGAAGGGCCAUAGCUUACGUGAGAAGCUUGCAGAAAUGGAAACCUUUAGAGACAUCUUGUGUAGACAAGUUGAUACUUUACAGAAAUAUUUUGAUGCUUGUGCAGAUGCAGUUUCCAAAGAUGAACUCCAGAGGGAUAAAGUGGUAGAAGAUGAUGAAGAUGAUUUCCCUACAGUGCGUCCUGAUGGGGACUUUUUACAUAACAGUAACAGCAGUAGGGAAAAAUUAUUUCCACAUGUGACACCCAAGGGAAUUAAUGGCAUAGACUUUAAAGGAGAAGCUAUAACAUUCAAGGCAACUACUGCUGGAAUCCUUGCUACGCUAUCUCACUGUAUUGAACUAAUGGUAAAACGUGAAGAAAGCUGGCAAAAAAGGCUAGAUAAGGAAACAGAAAAAAGGAGAAGAACAGAAGAAGCAUAUAAAAAUGCUGUAACAGAACUGAAGAAAAAGUCCCACUUUGGAGGGCCAGACUAUGAGGAGGGCCCUAAUAGUCUGAUUAAUGAAGAAGAAUUCUUUGAUGCUGUUGAAGCUGCUCUUGAUAGACAGGAUAAAAUGGAAGAACAGUCUCAAAGUGAAAAGGUCAGAUUGCACUGGCCAACGUCCCUACCUUCUGGAGAUGCAUAUUCUGCUGUGGGGAGUCAUCGAUUUGUCCAAAAGCCCUAUAGUCGCUCUUCCUCCAUGUCUUCCAUUGAUCUAGUCAGUGCCUCUGAUGAUGUUCACAGAUUCAGCGCCCAGGUGGAAGAGAUGGUACAAAACCAUAUGACUUAUUCCUUACAAGAUGUAGGAGGAGAUGCCAAUUGGCAGCUAGUGGUUGAAGAAGGAGAAAUGAAGGUGUACAGAAGAGAGGUGGAAGAAAAUGGAAUAGUUUUGGAUCCUUUGAAGGCAACACAUGCUGUUAAAGGGGUAACAGGACAUGAAGUUUGCCACUACUUCUGGAACGUGGACGUUCGUAAUGACUGGGAAACAACCAUUGAAAAUUUCCACGUUGUGGAAAAUUUAGCUGAUAACGCAAUCAUCAUUUACCAGACACACAAGAGAGUGUGGCCAGCUUCUCAAAGAGAUGUGCUGUAUCUGUCUGCCAUCAGAAAGAUACCAGCAUUCAGUGAAAAUGAUCCUGAAACAUGGAUUGUGUGCAAUUUUUCUGUGGAACAUGACAGCGCUCCUCUGAACAAUCGCUGUGUCCGUGCCAAAAUAAAUAUUGCUAUGAUAUGUCAGACAUUAGUAAGCCCACCAGAGGGGAACAAAGAAAUAAGCAGAGAUAAUAUUCUAUGCAAGAUUACUUAUGUAGCUAAUGUCAACCCAGGAGGGUGGGCACCAGCAUCCGUGUUACGGGCAGUGGCAAAACGGGAAUAUCCCAAAUUCCUGAAGCGUUUUACAUCAUAUGUGCAAGAGAAAACAGCUGGAAAAUCUAUUUUAUUCUAGUAUUAGCAGUGAUCAGAACAAGACUGGGUGAGCAUUCCACGUUGGAGAAGUGACCAUACAUAGAGCACUCCAUGCUGGAACGAAGGAUCUACAGUCUUCUUACAGCCCAAAUUCUAGGCUUUGUAUACUGAAGUGAAGAAGUGUUGCAACACCGUGAGGUUGAAUAUUUAACACUAGCUCUCUCUUCUGCUAACUUCUCUUGCUGAAUCAGUGUGUCAUUAUAAAUACAUGUAUUGAUAACAUGUAUAUGGCUCUAUUUUUAUUUGCUUACUUUAGAAGAGGAAGAACGUACAACUUUGAAUCACCAACGUGGGUUGCUGCUGUAAUUUUAAGCAACUUGCAGAAUUUCAGUGUCAGCCUUCCUCAGAUAACUGCAUAGUUUUUGUGCAUGUCUAAAAAGCACAAAAGACAAAUGCACAUAUAGCAUACUGUAUGUGCUUUAUAUGCACAAAAAUCGGUGGUGUUUUGAGGAAGGAUGAAGGGAGGAGUUCAGUAAAGCCUAGUGACUUACUGGCAGGUCUUGUUUUGCUUUGUAUAAUCAUAGUUCAUUGCUGCUGGUUUCUAUAAUGAAUCAUCUUGUUACAUAAAAUGUCAGUUAAUAACUGAGGGCUGUCAAUAUCCUUAUGACUUUGCCUUUUCUAUUGUCUUACUCUUAUGAAGAUCUUUAUUUCUGAAGGAGUAAGAGUGUGAAAAGCUUUAUUUUUUUCCAGAUAUCUUUAUAUUUCUAUUGUAUUUUUUAGUUAUGUAAUGUGCUACAGAAUUUUUGUUAUUAAACAUGACCCAGAAAUUUCUGGAAAGAGUCUAUAUGGAAGGGCAAGAGACUGUCUGAAAGCUAAAAGUCAUCUGUCCGUGCUAGAUGUGGUCUGCUUUCCUGUGUGAUCUCUAGAGGGCUUUUCUGAGGCUUUGAGAAGGUACACUAUAAUAUUUAUUGAAGUAAUUUGGGCUACAUAGGACAACAUUCCUGAUCUAGAAUGAGGAUGAGUACAUUACUUUCAAAUCCUGCAUGUGUUUUCCUCAUCUUAAUAAAGCCAUGCUAUGAGGUUCAUGUAGAAAACUAGUUGCAUUGAUACCUGCCACUUGAUCAAAAACCUGUCAGAACUAUGACAAUGCAUUGAUCUUCUUGGAAAGUUCCCUUUAGUUGCUGUGAAAAUUUAAAUGUCAGAUACUUGCCUGCCUUAGAUUCUGGGGAUGCUCAUUGGGAGACAACUCUCACAGACUGGUACUCACUUUGAGUUAUUUAAUCCACGUCCUGUAGCUGGAAAAUAUGCAGAGGCUCUGCUGGGUGUUUCACUGACCUGUAUAUCUCAAGAAAAAAGAGUUUCAGAUAUCUAUUUUUCUCAAAAGAAAGGAGAAAGUUGUAUUUGAUAGAGUAUAGUAGGUGCCUGAAAAUAACUAUAUAAGAGAGUAACUUAAUAAAGAUCUGGUGAAUGAUAAAGGGGAUAUUCACAGUGUUAGAAAAAAAACAUGUUCUUUUACCUGUUCAUUUUCUCUGUUGAGAUAAAACCACACAUAGCACGUGAUUACACAUGCACGCGGAUUUCAUGCUCCAUAACUGUACCUUUUUUAUUUGCCUUUCUCUGAAAGUGUGCAUGGAAUAUGCCUUAUUACAGAACUAUUCUGUUAAUUUGAAUACGUAGAAAAGUGCCUAUAUGGUAAUGCUAGUAAGGCAAACGAGACAAAAAUUUAUACAUGUUUACUAUAUCACCAGUGAGCAUUUUAUAUAGUAAUGUUGAAAAAUAAUUCUUAUACCUCAACUGUACUUCAUCUUUUUACAAUCAACAAACAACGAUUCAUUCACCAUAGCUGCUGAUGGGAACUUCAAAAGAGAAAAAAAAAAUGUCCAAAAGAGUGUGAUUCCUUAUUUGCCAUUUCUGAUAGCAGUUGUUAAACACAGGUGAGUAACUGUUUAUUAAUUUAAUUGGAUAGCUUUAUUUUACAAAGGAAUGGAAAGUUCACAAAGCAGUAUAUAAAUCUUUUAUCAUUAGUUGCAUUUGCACUAAAUGUGAUGUACUUUUGUGAUCUAUUCUGUAAAUAAAAUCACACUACAGAUACUCUUUGUAAAGAAUACACUUUACUUUUAGAUAAAGGCACUGGUACUUCACUGCAGUUAGCCCUGCCCAAUCAGUGUUGAAAGAGGCUUCCUAAAAUUGUGGGAGGAGUUGCAAGAUUGAGGCAUAGGAUUAAAAGACCUAAAAAAAAAAAAAGAAAGCAGCUUUCUUUAGGCCUGUUGGACUGCCUGUGUGCAAGUGGCCAUCAGAGCCUUUCUUCCAGAAGGGAUCUUCCUGUUAUGGUUUUAUAAAAUUUCUCCAGAGCUGAACCCCUUGUCCAGACACUGCCACAAUUAGGAGCACUCUGUUCUUUUCAUCCUCUUAAUGGAUCUGUAGAAUACUGCUAUGAUUUUCUUAGCAGAAUCGCAGAAGCCCUUUGCUCUAGGAUAGCUGUCUCUGUAAAUUGAGCCCACGUGAAGGGCUGGGGAUAUGGCAGUCUAAGGAAAUAGCCUGACAGAACUCCUCAUGGGAGCGAGGAUGAGCAAUAGUCAUUGCCAGCCUGUCUGGGAAACUGAACAACUUACUGUGAGCAACUUAGGUGUGAGAAGUACGGUGCAUUUUAGGGGCUGAGGGGAAAUUACCUUUAUUUAGUUGGGCUGAGCUGGCUUAUCUGAAGUUGUGAGAUUCUCUUUAAACUAAUCAGAUUGUCCACCUGUAUUUUUGUCACGUUGUACAGAUAACGCUGUAUUUGAAUUGCCACUGUUCAUCUACAGACUCAGAACAUGAAUCAUAUUUUUGAGUACCUUGAGUGUGUAGAGUGUAACUGUUAUAUAAUAGCUUUAUGAUCCUAAUGAUAAGUUUUAAAAAUUAAAAGUUGGCUCUUCUAUGUUACAAUCACAAAUUUAAAACCAGUAUUUAAAGUGAAAAGUAUUAAAAAUUAUGAAGAAAACCCCUGGUUUGUAGUUAUUUCUAACUUUCAGUGCUUUAAAGGAAACUUACUUCAAUAUUUUACGCUGUAACCAACCUUUGGAUUUUAUAUGAAGUUGUAUGCCGUACUGCAGUGUAGUAAUGUAAAACAUUUAACAGAAAGCAGCUUGCUUGUGUUACUGAGGUUGCUGAAGUGAAAACUGGAAUGCCACAUGAGCUGUUGAUGUGUGAAAAAUCUCAUUCUGUACUAGCAUAUCAGAAGCAUGUUAGACGAUACUCCUGUACAGUAUAGUUUUAAUAUAGAGGACUUCCAAAGUUGUA
Messenger RNA from Lagopus leucura (white-tailed ptarmigan), 5319 nucleotides. RefSeq names its product ceramide transporter 1 (gene CERT1). The coding region runs from base 209 to 2083 and encodes 624 amino acids. Gene Ontology annotation, cellular component: Golgi apparatus. Gene Ontology annotation, biological process: ER to Golgi ceramide transport. The record is from RefSeq and is a predicted model, not a curated record. Lineage: Eukaryota; Metazoa; Chordata; Aves; Galliformes; Phasianidae. The transcript has 18 exons. Gene Ontology annotation, molecular function: phosphatidylinositol-4-phosphate binding.